Dacryopinax primogenitus is the source of this 2404-nucleotide messenger RNA. RefSeq lists its product as uncharacterized. Lineage: Eukaryota; Fungi; Basidiomycota; Dacrymycetes; Dacrymycetales; Dacrymycetaceae. Bases 1280 to 2017 code for a protein of 245 amino acids. The record is from RefSeq and is a predicted model, not a curated record. The transcript has 7 exons.
GCAGGGACUCAAGACGCAAGACGAGCGAAGGCGAGUGCUUCUUCCCUUGCAAUCGGGACGAAGCUCGACAACAGGGGGAACUCGGUCUUGGGAUACUAGUAUCCCUGGACUGGUUCAACCCCAACACGAGCAAGUUCGCCCCUUCUCACUCCACGGGCCCACUGUCCGUCUGCAUCGCCAAUCUGCCUCCUGCCCUGCGGUUUCGCGUGCAGAACUUGUGCCUGAUUGGUAUACUUCCCGGGCCCAGGGAACCAAACAGUGAGCAGCUGCAUCGGUUCCUUCGACCCUUCGUGGAUGACCUCCUCCGCUUAUGGCAAGAUGGAACUGUGGUGUGCACACCACAGUAUCCACAAGGUGCGUCAAUAGGACACCGCACCUGCAUUACUGAAGCAAGUGCGGUGUCCUAGCAACAGACAUCGCACCUCCUUCAUUGAUGUAGCAGGCUGACCCCCUUCACACAGGACGCAAAGUCAGAGUCAUGGUGGUCGCCGUUGUUGGCGACCAUCUGGCACUCUGCAAGUUGUGUGGCUUUGCCAAUCACCGGCACAACAAGAGACCAUGUACCCAGUGCGAGAUCACCCGAGCCGACAUGCUUAGCCACGGGUGGAAUACAGGUGAUAUCCCGGCACGACAAGGGACAGAGCACACCAAGAUCGCAGCCAGAAUGCACCGGCUGGAGCUGCAGGGUGAUACCAGCAAGAUGGAGAAGCUGUUCAGCUCGACAGGCACCCGUUGGUCUGAAUUUUGUUGGCUGCCGUAUAUCGACUUGGUGCAAGUCGGUGUAAUCGACCCGAUGCAUGUGUUGCUCCAAGGAUUAACCACACUCAUUUAUUAUAACUGGAUUGAAGGAGGCAAGCAGGCUAAGAACAAGCGGAUGUCCAUGCUACGAGAGGACACAGACAGGGGAACACAUAGGGAGAUGCACGAGCUGCACAAAUCACUCGCUACGGGAGAAGUACCCAGUGAAUCAGCGAGGCUGCCCCAACGUGUAGGCAAGCCGGCCGGUGGCCAUCUCACCUCCGACAAAUGGAAGGCUCUCGCAGUUCUGUUUGGGCUGGCAGCCCUCCCUCCCAUACUCCUCAAGACAAGCGAGCGAACGCAUCCCAAGAUUGCCUCCGACUACCUGAAGUUCGUGGUCACACUGAAGAUCUUCACCCGGCGUGAGAUAAGCUCGGCCAACAUAGUGUGAGCGGAGAAGCUCUAUGUUGAAUUCUUCAAGGAGUAUGCUGAGAUAUAUGGAGAAGUGAACAUAACCCCCAGCUUCCAUUGGGUGACCCAUAUGGGUGAGCAAGUUCGCCGGUUCGGACCGGUUCACGGCUUUUGGACUUUCAUGUUUGAAAGACUGAACAAGCUGCUGAAGGGGGUGGAGGUAGGUACGCUCGCCAACGUCGUCGUGCACGCCCAGCGAGAAGUUCAAGAGCUCAUCGAACUCGAGAAGUCGCCGGUGCAUGGAACUGCCUACAAUAGACGACUCGAUUCUACCAUGCAAGAUAAACUCCUUGCUUGGUAUCACCGGCAAUACCCAGACCAAGCACUCUUCAAAGCCACAGAUGCCAAGGCGCUUCCUGGCAGUCUCUACCUCGUGCUGCAAGCCACUCACUACCCUCAGCUCCGAGUGGGCAGCUACAAGCUGUACGCGACGGAGGUGGAUCGGCCUAAUAAAAGUAAUGCUCUCAUGCAAAUAUGUUUUGAGAGGAGGGUACAGUGGGUUGGGGAGCUGUGUGACAUCUUCCAGCACAUGCAACCCGGAAUAGGCAAGUGUCUGACUUUUGCUCUGGUCGACUGGCUAGUUCCUUUGCAAGACCUCCCGUCCUAUGCCGACCUGUACCAUCCAUAUCCUGAACUCGAGGUGGACUUCUGGGAGCCCGGUCAAUACUUGCAAGAUACUGAAUGGGCUCCCCCGGCGCUGAUUCUUGCUGAGGAUAUCUGCGGGGUUGCUGCUCGGUGCACGAUGGAGUUCGAAGGCAGGAGGAUGUGGAUAACCACGGGAAUGAGCAAGGAUGGAAAGAGCUUGUAAGAAAAGAGGACAUAUAGCUAUGUUGUUUUGAGGAAUUUGUCCGUAUCUGGGAGCUUAUAUGAUUACCGAGCGAAUAGGCACGAGUAAGUGUAUGUAUUGUGUUCAAAGCACUGUCGAUAUCUCGCUCCUCAAUGUGAGACAUCGUCAACCUGGUCAUCCCCAUCAAGAGCUCAUUGGUCAUGAGAGCGGGAUAACCAGGGCGGCAAUCCCAUCCCUGGUAGUUGGGAAGUUCUUUGGUCACCCAUUCGGGAUCAAGCAUGAAGUCCCACGGGAUGACGUGGGGCAAGCUCUGGAAGGUACGUCCAAGAUUGAUACACUUGUAUUCGCAGGCACAAGUGCAGUGGCCACCGCCUGGAUUGACCCUCGGCUUGUUCUUGAGAAGCUCCA